AUGAACCCACCGCAGGGAAACGCUGGUCUGUCGGAGCAGGCCCCGGGCCCCAAGCUCCCUUCACCGUGGCCAUCCGCAGAACGUGGGCAGGAGCAGCAGCUCGGAGACAGAGAUGUGGAGACGGCGGCGAGCGGCGAGUGCAGAGCCGGGGAGGGCGCGGCGCCGGGGGACAAUGGCGACGGUGGCGGCGUUGCUGCCGGGGAGGCAGUGGACGUUCUGCAGCAGAGGGAGGGAGCCAGCCGGCGGCGCAGGAUGCCCGGAGAGAAGCCCUUCCAGUGCGACGCGUGCGACAAGGCCUUCCCGCACGCCUCGGGCCUGCUGAAGCACCGGCGGGUGCACACGGGCGAGAAACCCUUCCGUUGCCUGGUCUGUAACAAGUGCUUCGCCAGCUCCUCCUGGCUGUCCGUGCACCAGCGCUCGCACACGGGUGAGAAGCCGUUCGAGUGCGACGUGUGCCACAAGCGCUUUGCCUACUCCUCCUCGUUCGCCAUCCACGGCCGCAUCCACACCGGAGAGCGGCCCUUCCAGUGCGAGGCCUGCGGCAAGGGCUUCCGCGAGUCCUCCAAGCUCCUCAUCCACCAGCGGCUGCACACCGACCGUUUCCUCUUCCAGUGCAGCGUGUGCUUCAAGAGCUUCAGCAACCUCUCCUACCUGGCCAGCCACCGGAGGGUGCACACCGGGGAGCGGCCCUUCGAGUGCGACAUCUGCCACAAGCACUUUGGCAACUCCUCCACCCUGACCAGCCACCGCCGGCUGCACACCGGCGAGAAGCCCUUCAAGUGUGGCCACUGCGACCGGGCCUUCAACCAGUCGGGACAUCUGGCCAGCCACCGGCGCAUCCACACGGGCGAGAGGCCCUUCAAGUGCGAGACCUGCGGCCGGGCGUUUGCUGUUUCCUCCAACCUGAUGAACCACCGGCGGGUGCACACGGGCGACAAGCCGUACCGCUGUGACCUGUGCCAAAAACGCUUUGCCUACUCCUCCUCCCUCAUGCGGCACCGGCACAUCCACACCGGCGAGAAGCCCUUCCAGUGUCAGGCCUGCGGCCGGGCCUUCAACCAGUCGGGCCACCUGGCCAACCACCGGUGCGCCAAGGCCCGGGCCCCUCCCCGGCCCCGCUCCCCGCCUGCCCGCCGACUCCCACCCCCGGUCCCGGCACCGGCCCAGUCCCUCUACCAGUGCUCCCUCUGCCUGAAGAGCUUCUGCGACCUGGGUCGCCUGUCCCGGCACCCCUGCAGCCCGCUCCCCGCCGACCACCUCCUCCAGUGCGCCGCCUGCCUCCACACCUUCGGCCACUCCUCCGAGCUGUCCCAGCACCAGUGCAGCGGGGAAGGGGAGGCGACGGCUGAGCGGGACGGGGCCAGGGCCGGGGCCGGGGACGUGGAUGCAGACGGGCCUUUCCGCUGCCUGGUCUGGAUUAACUCUCUGGCCAAACUCUCGCCCUCGCUCUCCAUCCACCAGAGGGCUCGAGUCUAA
Molecule: messenger RNA, 1476 nt
Organism: Carcharodon carcharias (great white shark)
Lineage: Eukaryota; Metazoa; Chordata; Chondrichthyes; Lamniformes; Lamnidae
Product: zinc finger protein 883-like
Exons: 1
Coding region: 1-1476 (491 amino acids)
Biological process (GO): regulation of transcription by RNA polymerase II
Cellular component (GO): nucleus
Molecular function (GO): DNA-binding transcription factor activity, RNA polymerase II-specific; RNA polymerase II transcription regulatory region sequence-specific DNA binding
Source: RefSeq, a predicted model, not a curated record